GGCUCGGUUAGCACGCACGCGCAUAUUUUGUUUAUUCGAAUACAGGUGCCGCACGGUGCGCUCGCGCUUGGGCCCAUAGUUUGCGCGAUAACAGCAUCGCAUCGGUCGCUUGUAGAAUAUAAUAUGUGCACUUCACGUUGAGAAUACCAAUUAGAAUUACAUCCAAACUAUACAUUACACCAAUACCAUAAGUGGAUAGGACGUGCUAACGUGCGGUAAUGGUUAUGUGGCCAUACGGCUUUGUGGUUGCUCCAAUGCACAAAUUAUAGAAGUGAUAGCUCAGUGUUUGUAAUAAUGCCAGGCGAGGCAGGUAGCCCUUACUGGGCUGCAGUAGACUUCGACAGCGAAGGUGAUGAGGCACAGCCGCCAAGUGGGCUCAAUCACCGUGUUUAUAUUGACCCAUGGGACAACGAAGCCUAUGGGCUUAUCCAACAAGAUGCACCCGAAUCCAGUCAGGGAGAGAAUUUUAAUUCCUUCGCUGGUGAGCCCGUCAGUGCCAGUUUUUACUACGUUCCUACUAAAAACUAUGACUCUGGGGAAGAACCGCAACCAAGAAGAAUCAGUCCUGCUAAAGCAAUCGUUGCGCCAGAUUAUGCUAUUUAUGGAAGAAAGUUAUCUAGAGCAAUCAUUCCGGACUAUCAUCCAGAUGUGACAGUUUAUAGUGAUACUCCAAUGCGAGAUCGCAGAAGAUCGGUGUACAUUGAAGAACCUGUGUACGCUCCACACCCCGUAUUGUACGAACCUCUGUACGGGUAUAUACCGCCUCCGCCCGGGUACCUGCCGACACCACCACGGUCCCGUAUGUCGCUUCCACAUCAUCCAGAGUACAUGAUGGCUGCUCUAGCCUACAACAAGCACAGAAGACAUUCCAGUUUUGCUAUAUUUGUUCAAAGGUUCACGGACGCGUACGAACAUUUUGCGUACGAAAGUUUGUCACCGGAAUAUGAGGACUGGGCUCGACCAUUUCCGAAGACAGCCCCUGAUAACUUCCACCUGUCCAGGUACGGACACCUUCAGAUCGAUUACUCUUGCAGCUGGAAUUCUCUGGAUAGACUUAUCCGUAACUCGUAAAGCAAUUAAGAAAUGAUCUUUCUGAUGCAUAAGUAUGUUAUGAAGGUAAGAAUGUAUAUUAUAUGUAAUGUUUUCUUAGAAUCGUGAAUGUGAAUUCCUUUACAUAGAUAUAUCGACAUAGAUACAAACAAUUUAUGUAAAUAUCUACAACAUAAGAAUCUGAUAUGUUUACGAAAGACAUAUCACUAUAUAUUAUACCCUACAUUAAAACGAUAAAGAAAUAAGUACAUACCUAUGUAAAGAAUUAUCACAGUCAGAAAAGAUCAAUGGUGCUAUGAUUGAACAAUAAUAAUUAAAUAUUGGCCAAAGAAUAAUAAAUGGUGAUUU
Messenger RNA from Hyposmocoma kahamanoa, 1398 nucleotides. RefSeq lists its product as uncharacterized. Bases 295 to 1071 code for a protein of 258 amino acids. The record is from RefSeq and is a predicted model, not a curated record. Lineage: Eukaryota; Metazoa; Arthropoda; Insecta; Lepidoptera; Cosmopterigidae. The transcript is spliced from 3 exons.